CUAUAGUUUUCAAAAGAAUAUGACCUAUAGUACGAGACAGUACAUAAUUUUAUUCUUGACCUGAUUAUAUAUCUCCAUAGUAAUAAAUUACUAACAGUCCUUCUAACUUUUCUUCUUCUAAUUUUUUCCCAAUUAAAAAAUCGGUUUAAAAAAACCGAAAGUUUAUGAGAUAUUUGUCUGUCAAUUAUCUCCAAUUAAAUGGUCAAGUAAAUUUCAUUGAACUCCGUUUGAUGGUUUUUUUUUGACACAAUGACUCAUCAUUUGUGAUUGUUUGCUAUCAUAUCUUGAAUGCAGUGAUUUUAACCUAAAAGACUAAAUUUUAUUUAGAUAGUGCCACUGUAUGAACUAAUUAAGUAAUUAGUUACAUUCUACGUAAAUAAGAUAAAUUGCUCAAAAGAAAAUAUUGUAGAAAUGAAACAAGCAACUCAACGACGGCAAAAAGAUCCAAAUCAUUCCAAUGGUAUUCAGCGGCCAACAAAAAAAAAUCAUCCUGCUUCAGAUUCGCGGGUGAAAGCUGCUGAAGUAAACCAUAACAAAAUAACAAUAGAUGCUGAUAGUUUAAAGCUAUGGCGUCAUCCUUUCACAACCAUGAGUUAUUUUUUACAAGAAGUAAUGCAUCUCUGUAUCAAUUUAGUCAAAGGAAUUCCUAAAUACAAAAAGACUGUAUGGAGUGUGUUAAUUUUAUUAGUAUUAUUUUUCACUCUCAGGUAUACUUCAGGUCGUCAUCAACAAGUAUUACAAGAUUGGGAAAACACUGUAUUAUGGUGGUUAUAUUGGGUUGGACUUGGUGUAUUAUCAAGUGUAGGAUUUGGAUCAGGUUUACAUACAUUCGUUCUUUACUUGGGUCCUCAUAUAGCUGCUGUAACAAUGGCUGCGUAUGAAUGUGGGGGAUUAAACUUCCCUGAGCCUCCAUAUCCUGAUUCAAUUAUAUGUCCUACGACUGUAGAUGAAGCAUGGACCGUAAACAUUUUUAACAUUAUGAGAAAAGUACGUGUAGAAGCAAUGUUGUGGGGUGCGGGUACCGCUCUUGGUGAAUUACCGCCAUAUUUCAUGGCUAGAGCGGCAAGAGACAGUCAACAAGUAGAUAAAGGUGCUGAUGAUGAUCAAGAAGAGCUCAAAGAUUUAGAAGCGCUUGAAGCACUUGAAAAUGGAGGAAAUGUUCCAAUAUCAAUGCGAUUGAAAUUAGCAAUGAAACAUUUUGUUCAAAAAACUGGAUUUUUCGGAAUUCUUAUUUGUGCUUCGAUACCAAAUCCGCUAUUUGAUUUCGCUGGCUUCAUGUGUGGAUAUUAUCGCAUUCCAUUCUGGACAUUUUUUGGAGCAACCCUUAUUGGUAAAGCGAUUAUUAAAAUGCACAUACAACAACUGGCAGUUAUUAUUGCUUUUAAUGAAACGUUAUUCGAGAAAGCCAUUAGCAUAUUGUCUGUUAUACCAUAUGUUGGCCAACGAUUUCAAGAACCAUUAAAACAGUAUCUCAUUGAACAAAAGAACAAGUUUCAUAACAGCACUAAUGUGGAUAGUACCACGACUAUUUCAUGGCUAUUUGACAAAUUUGUCAUUUUAAUGUGCCUCUUCUUUCUUACAACGAUAAUUCAUGCUUUGGCACGCAACCAUCAUCGUAAACGAAGUAAACCACGUGUUGAUUGAAAUAAUAGAAAAAUUUUUUUUGUGUCUUGUGUGUUAUUACGAAAAACCUAUAAGAUAGCACUUGGAGUAUUUACACAAAAUGUUUUUGUACAUUGGUUAUAUUAA
Messenger RNA from Cotesia glomerata, 1749 nucleotides. RefSeq names its product vacuole membrane protein 1-like. Bases 412 to 1644 code for a protein of 410 amino acids. Lineage: Eukaryota; Metazoa; Arthropoda; Insecta; Hymenoptera; Braconidae. The record is from RefSeq and is a predicted model, not a curated record. The transcript is spliced from 5 exons.